Molecule: messenger RNA, 759 nt
Organism: Arachis stenosperma
Lineage: Eukaryota; Viridiplantae; Streptophyta; Magnoliopsida; Fabales; Fabaceae
Exons: 2
Coding region: 1-759 (252 amino acids)
Biological process (GO): DNA integration
Molecular function (GO): nucleic acid binding
Source: RefSeq, a predicted model, not a curated record
AUGGGACCCUUCCCACCUUUAUAUUCAAAGACCUACAUCCUUGUGGCAGUAGACUAUGUAUCUAAAUGGGUUGAAGCAAUAGCGUCACCUACUAAUGACACUAGAGUAGUUAUGAAGUUCCUCCAAAAGAAUAUCUUCAGUGUAUUUGGUGUCCCUCGGACACUGAUUAGUGAUGGAGGUACUAAUUUUUGCAACAAACAGCUUGAUUCUGUCUUAAGCCGUUACGGGGUUCGCCAUAAAGUGGCAACACCAUAUCAUCAUCAGACAAAUGGAACAGCUUUCAAAACCCCUAUAGGAACCUCACCAUAUCAACUGGUGUGUGGGAAAUCCUGUCAUUUGCCAGUAGAACUAGAACACAAGGCCUAUUGGGCCACUAGAUUCCUCUUCCUUGAUGCUAAAGCAGCAGGAGAAAAAUGGCUACUCCAACUAAAUGAGUUGGAUGAAUUCCGCCUAGAUGCAUUUGAAAAUGCUAAGAUCUAUAAAGAGAAAGCAAAAAAGUGGCAUGAAAGGAAGAUAUCCUCCAGAGUCUUUGAACCAGGACAAAAGGUCAUGCUCUUCAAUUCAAGACUCAAAUUAUUCCCUAGGAAGCUCAAAUCUUGUUGGAAAGGACCAUAUGUGAUUACUAGUGUAUCACCUUAUGGACACAUAGAACUUCAAGGUAAAGAUCCAAACAACAGGUUCACUGUCAAUGGACAGAGAGUCAGUCAUUACCUUGAAGGAGAUAUUAAGCCAGGAGGCUCAAAAUUGCUACUAAAUUAA